Molecule: messenger RNA, 2507 nt
Organism: Haliotis rufescens (red abalone)
Lineage: Eukaryota; Metazoa; Mollusca; Gastropoda; Lepetellida; Haliotidae
Product: neuropeptide SIFamide receptor-like
Exons: 3
Coding region: 381-1442 (353 amino acids)
Biological process (GO): G protein-coupled receptor signaling pathway
Cellular component (GO): membrane
Molecular function (GO): neuropeptide Y receptor activity; peptide binding
Source: RefSeq, a predicted model, not a curated record
GAUUCACGGGCACUGGUAACAAAGCUCAGAAUGUUGAUUUACCAAUAAGCACAAAUAUCCCAUAUAUCUGGCCUUACCAAGUGGCAUCUUCCGGGAUUACAGAUGCUAUCAUUCUAUCCGGAGAGAGUAGCGACAACCAUGUUUUGACCACCAUUUGAUUUAUUAAAUUAAUCGAUGUCAGUUUUCCUUAAUCUUGCCUCAGCAGUGAGAAACUCUGUCAAGUUGCCUGAAUAGACUUCAACGCGGAGCCUCUUCUACGGUUCGGAACGAUUUCGUCAAACAAAGAAACCUAGCUCAACGGACCAGUUUUCUACCGAUGAGCCGUCUGCAGUUUCUUCCAUAGUGUGUAAAUCAUUUGCGGAAAGAAUAUCAAAUCAACAAUGGCAAAUUCAACGCCAGGAUUAAAUGACACGGAUUUUUAUUUUCCAUUGAUUAAACAACCGGUGUAUAUGGUUGUGAUCUAUUCCUUGGCUUACAUCAUCGUGUUCCUGACUUCUAUGGUUGGAAACAUCAUGGUGAUGGCGGUGGUCUUUAAGAACAAAAGCAUGCACUCUGUCACAAAUUACUUCCUGGUGAAUCUGGCUGUGGCGGAUAUACUUGUGACAAUCGUCUGUGUGCCAGUCAAUCUCUUAACAAGCUUGUAUAAUGGCUGGCAGCUGGGUGCCUUUAUGUGUAAGCUGACGCCCUAUCUCCAAGGAGUGGCAGUAUGUGCGUCCGUCAAUACACUGGCAGCAAUAGCAUUAGACAGGUACUUUGCCAUCUGCCACACCCUAGUAUUAAAAAUCGAUACUCGCAAGUCUCGACUUAUCCUACUUGGAAUUUGGGUGACAGCCUUCGCCAUAAUGGUUCCCUGGCUUGUCUUCUACCAGGAAGUGGAGUACAGCAACAGCAAACAGGUUCUGUACUUCUGUAUUGAAGAGUGGCCACGCUUCACCAUCCAACAAGCUUACUACAUGGGUGUCAUCUUCUUCUGUUGCUACACGAUCCCACUGGCUAUGAUCGUAGUUUGCUAUGUUCUGAUUGGCAUCAAGGUUUGGCGACGCGGUGCACUGGGGGAAAGAAACAGUAGUACAGGCGUUAUACAAAGAUCAAAGGUCAAGGUCAUAAAGAUGUUGGCCGUAGUCUGCAUUCUUUUUGCAUUUUCAUGGCUUCCAUUGUAUGGUCUAAAAUUUUGGCGAAUGAUCCAACCGGAAGUGGACGUCAAUUCACAGAAAAUCGUCAGCGAUAUUAUAUUCCCUGUGGCUCAAUGGCUUGGAUCAUCGAAUUGCUGCGUUAACCCAUUGAUAUAUUGCUUUUUCAGUCGUAAGUUCAGGAAAGGAUUCAAGGAUCUGUUGACAUGUUGUGAUGGAAAAGUAAAGUAUGUUUCAGGUUCUCCAGAGGCAAGGCAAACAAUGAAUACUCGAUGGACCUCUCGAAGCAGCCACUGUCAGUGUCGAGUGUAGUAUUUGUCACUCAGAGAAAUUGUUGAUGUAAACUUGACGUAUUAUUGUAUGAAACGUGGUUGCUUCCGUGUGCAUUUUUGUCAUAUAUCAAAUUCCAACUAUAAAUGCAGCUCAUUCCCGAGGACUUAAAUCAUAAAUCUUGAUCAAAUACUCACAAUCAUUAAGAUUAACUCAUGCAAACUAAACGCCACCACAUACAAAUGUAUGACAUGCUUUUAGGGAAUGUUGGUAGAAUAAUGACACAUAUGAAACAUUCCAUACAGAAUUAACUGUAUACGUGUUGAUUCAGUCAUCUAUCACCGACAUCAGCGUUUCGUUGUCACGCAGAAUUCCUCGUAUUUGAUCCAAGCAUUGGGGAUGCCAAAGCAUUGAGCCCCCUGUCCAUUUUGCUGCUAAAGUGUUACAAGUGGCCUAAAACCAUACAACUGAAAUAAUUUAAAAAAAAGGCAUUGUGUUCAGGUACCAGGUAUUACAACAUGGGAAGUUUGUGUGAUCUUUGGAUAAAAACAAUAUUGUCAUAAGCUGUUUACCAACUAAUUCUCAACUGUGACAGAGGCUGAUUCAACAAAGAUAUUUGUUCCGUUGCCAUCUCAGAUUCAUUUGGAACCAUUAGUAUUCUGCACAGGAACAGCCAUCACACUGGCAUUUGGAGAAUCGAUAAUGGUUAAGGUUCUUCCUUGUUCACAAGACAUAAUUCACAUGUUGUUCAGUACUCUGCAAUUGUAUUUCAAUGAGUCAUUAUUCUAUUGGGAAAAUGACUAUUUUUGCAUUCAUUGUCGUCCAUUUACAUUAAGUAGCACUCAUUUACUUCACAAUCAGGUGCAACAAGUAGGGUAAAGUGUGCUAGUUACCUUCUCCAUUUAUUGUACUUCCUUCAACAUGUAAUGUCUCUUGUUAACCCCUGACUGACUGACUGACUCCACUGAAUGCCAGUGCAAACAAAAAGACAAUUUUGUCACGUUUCAUGAAAGAGCCAUACUAAUGAUUAUGAGUAUAAUAUAUCUCUUUUCACCAUCCCUCUACAUCACAUAACGUUUACUUGCCACUUCAACAGAUGUAAUUAUU